Molecule: messenger RNA, 2364 nt
Organism: Candoia aspera
Lineage: Eukaryota; Metazoa; Chordata; Lepidosauria; Squamata; Candoiidae
Gene: CCDC77
Product: coiled-coil domain containing 77
Exons: 12
Coding region: 254-1939 (561 amino acids)
Cellular component (GO): centrosome
Source: RefSeq, a predicted model, not a curated record
AGAGAAGCCGCGUGGAUGAGUAGAGAGUUGUGAUUGGACAAAAUAUCCUACAUCGUUUGUCUGCUUUCUGCGGAUUGGAGGACUUUCAAAGCUUGUUGUUUGAUUUUUGGUUUUUCCGUUGAGACCGGCGGUAGUAGCGGCGAGAACGGGAGAGUUAGCGCGUAGAAGAAAAGUACAACCUUCGUGUUCUGGAUGGGACCGAGAAGGGUGUGUCACGGGGUUGCACGACGUUCUGGUGGUGAGAAUAUGCACCAUGGCUACUUCUCCAAGAACACCCUCUGCUUCCAAAAAAUCAAACACUCCAUGUGGCUCUUCCAAGGGUGCCAUGCCCCCUUCUCCUCACCAAAGUGAUUCUACCCCUCUUCCUUCAAUCAAUGAACGUCUGGCCUAUCUUCGCCCCUCCCGGGAGUUGCUAGAAUACUAUCGAAAGAAGAUUGCAGAAUAUGAUGAGGAGCAUGCAGAGCUGGUGAAACGGUUAGAGACCUACAAAGCAUCUUAUGAUGAUCAGCACAAGUUACAAUGGGAAAUGCGUCAGCGAGAAGAAGAAAUUGCAGAACUGCAGAAGGCUUUGAGUGAUAUGCAGGUAUACCUUUUUCAAGAAAGAGAGCAUGUGCUUCGCCUUUAUGCUGAAAAUGAUCGGCUGAAAAUCAGGGAAUUGGAGGACAGAAAGAAGAUUCAGCAUCUUUUGGCUUUAUUAGGAACAGACAGUGGUGAAAUUACCUAUUUUCACAAGGAACCACCAGAUAAGGUCACUAUACAUCAACGACCAAUCAAGAGCAGAGAUACAAAUGAUAGAUAUGAUAAACACACUUCAAAAAUAGGUACUAAAAGCUCUGCCUUAAAAAAUAAAGGAGAGAAGCCUGAAAGUGGAAAUAGAUACCAAAGAGACAACCAAACACUCUUAUUACAGGUGGAAGCUCUUCAGGCUCAACUAGAAGAACAGACCAAGUUGUCAAAGGAGCAAAUUGAGGCUCUGCUAGAGGAUCGACGCAUCCGUAUUGAAGAAGCUCAGGUUCAGCAUCAGAGGGAUCAGGAGAAGAUCAAAGAGAUUGCCGAAAAAUACCACAAAGCUCAAAAUUUGCUAUAUGAGAGUACCAGAGAUUUUCUGCAGAUGAAGUUUGAUGCACGAGCAAAUGAAAAAUCCUGGGUGGCAGAGAAGGACACUCUGCUGAGGAAGAUGGACAAAUUUAAAUGUGCACCCAAACAGAGCAGGAUUUGUCAGGACAGCAGUCUGGUCCAGGACCACAUCAAUCAAAGUCAGGAAAGUGAUCAAAGCUGGCGAGAUACUAGCCCAGAGCAGCAGGACACUAGCCCAGAUGAGAGGGAAGGUAGUCCUUGUCAGCAGAGCUUCACCAAGAGACCAUCUCCCAGCAGGAAGGUUGAAGUUUUCAAGAAGAGGAAACCGAAAGCUGCCAGACGUGUUUCUCAAGCAGCCCAUGGUGUUCAUAAAGUAUAUGAAGCAGAGGUCAAACUGCUUAAGAAGCCCCCAAAAGGAUUUUUAUGUCACCUCCAAGGAUUACAAGAUCGACUGACACAGGAGCAGAGAUUAGCAAACAUGUAUCGAGACCAGUGUGUUUCAUUGGAAGAAGAAUUGGCUAAGAUUCGGGAGGAAGGAGAUUUAAGUCGAGAGAUCCUGAAGCAACGGUCAGAAAAGAUGGGGAGGCGUCUACAGCAAAUGACCCAGCGCUAUGAGGCACUGGAAAAAAGGCGUGUCAUGGAAGUGGAGGGGUUUAAAACUGACAUUAAGCAACUCCAACAAAGGCUGCAGGACAUCGAGAAGCAACUUUUCAAGGUGGUAAUGACUGUGGGCCCUGACCAAGAUCUUGCAAUUCUACAUGAAGUUCGCCAAGGGAAUAAGAGAACUAAAAAGAUACAAGGAGAACUUAAAAACUUAAAAUCAAAGAUAUAUGGGAUGGAAAAUGACCUACGAGUUUGUUGAUAAUGAUACAGUAUGUCAGUCAGAAUGAGUGGUGUUGAUAAAGACCUGUCACCUCAACAACCUUUCUUUUGUACAAAAUGUGUAGCUUGCAGUGAGUGUAGCACUAACUUUACAUUCCAGGGCUGAAUGAAGAAACCAAUUAAAACGUGUGAGAUUUGAAAUCAAACUUUUUUUGAAUGAGUAUCUAGAUUUGGUCUCUGCUUGCAAUGUUGGUUUAUGCACAGAUCAGGACAGAGAUAUUUGAUAAUUCCUUUUGCUGUGGCUACAGGAGAUGUAGUCUGUAAGAACUUUUUUCUGGCUAAGAAUGAUAGAAAGCAGCUAGGUGGGUUAUGUACGCUCUGUAUGUUAGUUUAUUAUGGAGAAGAAUGAAAUUUCUAAAUGAUUCAGAAAUUGUUCUGUAAAGGAGGAUUGAUACCAAUUUAUAU